Molecule: messenger RNA, 1711 nt
Organism: Thermothelomyces thermophilus ATCC 42464
Lineage: Eukaryota; Fungi; Ascomycota; Sordariomycetes; Sordariales; Chaetomiaceae
Exons: 1
Coding region: 91-1515 (474 amino acids)
Source: RefSeq, a predicted model, not a curated record
CCCCGCUUCCAAAAGCAUGGUUCCCAACUUCUCCCUCUCCAGAUCAAGAACAUUCCUUCACCACACUACCUCACAAUACCCAACACAAAUAUGCCAACCCUCUCAAAGUUCCUGCCCCUCAGGCGACUGCGCAGGCAUAAAGUCACGACUAGCGACGCCGCGCAAACGCCCAAUCUACACAUCAACAACAAUGCGGUCGACGAGCAACCACAAGGCCAGCCCGCCCAAGCACAAGACACUGCGGCAGCACCCAGCCCGGCGGCGGCUGCUGAUACUCCCAUCUCACUAGAAUCGCUGCCACCCGAGCUGCGACAUAACAUCCUCAUCUUGGUCUUGGACAUCCAAGAUCUGAAGGCGUUGGUGCUCGCCUCGCCCGUCUUCCACCAGCAGUACUUGCUCGACCGUAAGGCCUUUCUCGGCCGCGCGCUAAAGGCCUCCCUGGGCAACGUCCUCAUCGAUGCGUAUGCCGUGCGCACCUCGGCUUUGCUUCACGAGCAGCACCCCGCAGACAGGUUGUACCAGCUAGAGGAGACUACGGUCCGUCUCUUCAUGGAUAAUUACGUCGCCUUGCGUUCCGUGUCCCUUAACCAGCUCCUGGCGGAGGUCAUCACCUCCGAGGACGAUCUCGCUGCCAUGGCCAGCUUCUACUGCUCCGUUGCAGGCCCGCUUGUGCAGCAGUUCGCCGCCCUUUUUCUACGCCACCUCGACCCUUCGCUCCCCGUCGGUAGCCUAUCCAGGAUCGAGCGUACGCGUUUGCUCCGCGCGCUCUACCGCUUCCAACUCUAUUGUAACUUGUUUGGUGUCGGGCCUCGGGGAUAUUGCUCACAGCCGCCGCUGGACAUAUCGGAAAUCCUGCCUUUUUUCUUCUGUGUCUUUCGCCCCUGGGAGAUCGAGGAGAUCCAUUGUAUCUAUAUCAUUAUGCGAGAAAAGUACGAGGCCGUGUUUGAUGCCAUUCGGGCCGAUGUCGCCAGGGAUAAUCCGAGAUUCAGCGGUUGGCGCCGGCCUGACACCCCUCCAGGCUCAUUCGACCUCGGUAGUGAAUGUAAGUUGACUUUGAGUCGAGUGGUCUCUUUCCUCUCCGUUUUUUUUUCUGACAACCUGAAAGUCCUCCGCGAAUCUCUCAGACAAGGCACCGCCGCACGAGGCCUGCGAGUCUUCUCCAAGGUGUUACAGACCACCGACCACGAGAAGCUGGUCAAGCGCAUGCAGAAGUAUAUGCGGCUGCAGUGCGUCUUCAUCGAGCCCAUCCUGAACUGGACGAGUCAAGACCUGCGGCGCAGGGAACACCCCUCCGAAGAGGACCGGGCCGAGGCCAGGCGCGAGCGGCUCCCGUUUUUGGGCGACAAGGAAGACGCGCCACCGCUGGCGUGGGUCAUUUUGUGGAGGGGCAAGUAUGUCAAUGAGUACGGCGACGUAAUUGACUACCGCCUCAAGGAAUGGGGUUUUAUUUUCUGGGACUGCCGGCGCUUGAAUGAGAGCGGUGCCAAGCACUAUAUACGGGGUGAACGGAGAUAGGGAGCAGUGGCUGGUUGAGUUUGCAAGGCACGUUAUGCCAGAGUCAACGGCGGAGGCUGCAGGGCGGACCCUGCAGACCAAAUGUAUGUACAUACAAGCCGGACAGUCUCCGAGAACAGAUGCAAUGGUUCAUCAACUCAAUACGCAUGUAUUACCCUUGACCAAGUGUUCCCAACACCAGUUAACUGAAACUGGC